Messenger RNA from Lathyrus sativus (Indian pea), 1173 nucleotides. Lineage: Eukaryota; Viridiplantae; Streptophyta; Magnoliopsida; Fabales; Fabaceae. The record is from the annotation of a GenBank genome assembly.
AUGGAGUACAUGAACAGGCUCUUGGUGAAAAUGCAAAAAGAUCCAAAUUUUAACUACCAUACCAAAUGCGAGAAGCUGCAAAUCACAAAUCUCACUUUUGCAGAUGAUGUGUUGCUGUUUUGUAGAGGUGAUGAAAUAUCUCUGCAAACGAUGUUAAAUACUUUCAAAAAGUUCUCCAAUUCCACAGGUCUGAUAUUGAAUCCUAACAAGUGCAAAAUCUAUUUUGGGGGAUUGGAUAGUGAAAGGAGAAAGACUUUGAAAGAUCUGUCAGGCUUCCAUGAAGGAUCACUUCCGUUCAAAUAUCUAGGGGUCCCUUUAUCUAGCAGGAAACUAAACAUUAACCAUUUUAUGCCUUUGGUGGAUAAAAUUGUGGCUCGAAUCCAUCAUUGGUCCUCUAGACUCCUUAGUUACGCAGGUAGAAUUCAGUUCGUGAAAAGCGUAACUGCUGCAAUGGUCCAAUAUUGGAUGCAAUGCCUCCCUCUGCCUAAAGUUGUGAUCAGGAAAAUAGACUCUAUCUGCCGUAGCUUCAUCUGGACCGGUAAGAAUACAAUUAGCAGAAAAUGCCCCGUGGCUUGGAAUCGCACCUGCUGCCCUACUGCUCAGGGUGGUUUGAAUCUGCUGAAUCUUCAGGUAUGGAACAAUGUGCUGCUCCUGAAAUGUCUUUGGAAUCUAUGCAACAAAACUGAUAAUUUAUGGGUUAAAUGGGUCCAUACUCAUUACUUGAAGGAAAACAGUGUGAUGAAUUACGAAAUCAAAGCAUACAAUUCUUGGAUUGUACGCGGUAUUUUGAAACAGCAUAAUAACAUGGAAGUAAUUCAGAAUGAAUGGGAGCAAAUUAUAAAUGCACAAAAGUUUAAAGCUUCGGUUCUCUAUAAGGUGUUGAUUGAUGAUGGCACAAGGGUGCUUUGGGGAAAAUUGAUAAAGUUCAACAAGGCCCGACCGCGUGCAGUUUUUUGCUUAUGGCAAGCUUGUCAUGGGAAGCUUGCAACCAAGGAUAGGCUGAAACGGUUUGGGAUGAUUAAGGACAACAGCUGCAAAUUAUGCCAUGCUGAGGAUGAAACGCUGAAUCACCUUUUUUUCUCCUAUCAAGAGACAAAACACAUAUGGAAGGAAGUGCUUAAGUGGUUUAACAUUUCUCAUGAUCCUCGACCAUGGGAUGUAGAACUGGUUUAG